Messenger RNA from Pseudovirgaria hyperparasitica, 1288 nucleotides. RefSeq lists its product as uncharacterized. The record is from RefSeq and is a predicted model, not a curated record. Bases 137 to 1159 code for a protein of 340 amino acids. Lineage: Eukaryota; Fungi; Ascomycota; Dothideomycetes; Acrospermales; Acrospermaceae. Gene Ontology annotation, biological process: mRNA processing. Gene Ontology annotation, cellular component: THO complex part of transcription export complex. The transcript is spliced from 3 exons.
UAGCAACUAGACUUUCACAUCUGCUCUGAAUAGCUCUGCUCUGCUCUGCCUAAGUUCUCCGCUCCAUGUAACAAGUCCCCUCGAUCGCAUCCUUCCGACAACCUGCGCGACAACCUAUGCAACCGAAGUACGCAAUAUGACCGCUAGAAUAUCCAACAAUUACGGCCUGCUGGAUCAGGCUGAAGAAGAUGAAAUCCACAAAUCACGACCAUAUGCUAUUGAGACCAAGCCCUUUACGAGAAUCGCAAGCCGACUGUUGCAGCCUACGUCGCUGAUCAAUCAACCGCCCGCUCAUCUGCCGACUCCACCUCCAGACGGCAACACACUUGACGAAGAGGCCGCGGCGAAAACGGCAGACCGGCAGCAAAUCGAGGAGCAGCGAAGGAUAUGGAGAGAAGAAUGCAUGCUUGAUUUUGCAGCCUUUGAAAGUAGCAUUGUGCGCAUUCAACUUCUUCACAAUAGUAAUGAAGUAGAGAGGGCGCGUUACGCGGCUGAGAAGCUGAAGAUCCAGGAGACCAUGCAAAGAGUCAGGGACAACACAACAGAACUUCACGUUCAACUCGAAGAAGCCCAAAACAAGCUUACACUUCGCAAGACUUACGAUCAGCUAGCUGACAAGAUUCUGAGUAAUCGCAUGCUAAAGCCAAGAGAAGAUCAACAUGUCCAGUUGGAGAAGUUGAAUUCUGAGAUUGCUGAACUGGAGCGCGAGAAAGAGCAGUAUGCGGAGACAUGGACCGAACGGCGUAACCAGUUCAAGAGGAUUGUGGAGGAAGGCAAGAAUAUGCUGCGUAUUAUCCGUGACGAGAAAGAAGAGGCUGAGCGUAAGGAAGGUAUGGAGGGCGGCGAUGACGUAGACGACGGUGAGGGUAGUACAGUACGUGGAGAAAUAAGCCGAAUGGGUACGCCAAAACCUGAUGGUGCUGUUACUCCCAUGCAUAAGAGCAAUAAUGGAGAUGAGAGUUCAUCACAGCUUGCUGUACCUAAAUCUCAACACGGCAUGUCAGGAUCGCCCGCUCACACAAGGAGCACAGAUUUGUCACCUGUGGGACCAGAAGAGAAAGAUACCCAUGAUACAGACAUGACCAAUAGCGAAGGAGAGAUUGAGGAGGGCGAGGCAGAUGUUGACUCUGAUAUCGGCGAGGCUAUGGUCACAGAGUAGGAAUUUCGCUACUAUCAUCGUCCAUUGCAUAGCGCGGUGUCGGGAUUUGCAUGUUUUACAUUCGUGUGGGUAUCUAUCAUCUACCUUUUCCACCAUCAACGUACUCUGCGAAAUCAUCUAUACCCGGAG